Messenger RNA from Penicillium angulare, 1110 nucleotides. RefSeq lists its product as uncharacterized. NCBI's taxonomy places the organism in Eukaryota, Fungi, Ascomycota, Eurotiomycetes, Eurotiales, Aspergillaceae. Gene Ontology annotation, molecular function: hydrolase activity. The transcript has 2 exons. The record is from RefSeq and is a predicted model, not a curated record. Bases 1 to 1110 code for a protein of 369 amino acids.
AUGGCAACACCAAUCGUAGAUUCCCACAUCCACCUAUUCCCAGCUUCGCAUCUAUCAACUUUAGCCUGGCAUGGCCCCGACAGCCCCCUCGCAUCACAGCACUCCAUCGACGAAUACCGAGCCGCAACAUCAUCCGUCCCAACGGACGCAGCUACAGCUACAAACGAAAAUAAAUACCUGCGCGGUAUCAUCUUCCUAGAAACAGAUCGCAUAUCGUCUAUCGCAGAAGAAUCAACCAACAACUCGAACCCGGGAUGGAAACACGCGCUGGAUGAAGUUUCUCUCCUGACACGAAUCGCACUUGGUGAACCCGUUGACGGCGAGGGCCAUAAAGCCAUUGAUCGUGAUCUAUGUCUUGGUAUAGUGCCGUGGGCACCUGUUCCCGGGGGUCCGACCGUAUUGCAAAGCUAUAUGGACAAGGUGCAACAGCGAACGAAAACAGAUGAAGUCUGGCACAAGGUGCGAGGAGUUCGAUACCUUGUCCAGGAUAAGCCAGGUGGAGUAAUGCUUGAGCCUGGUUUCGUUGAGGGGCUGCGCUGGCUGGGGAAGAAAGGGUUAGCAUUUGAUUUGGGUGUUGAUGCGCGACAGGGCGGACUUCAUCAAUUACGUGAAGCCGUGGAGAUGAUGAACAGGGUAUACCGUGGAAUGGAGGCAAAUGAUAAACAAGCAGUGACCAUUGUGAUCAACCAUCUCUGCAAACCUAAUCUACGGAUCUCUGUCGAGUCAACACUGACGCACGUGGAUUUCCUCGAAUGGAAAGACAUGAUCACUCAGAUGGCACGCGCAAGCAAUAAAACGUAUAUGAAGCUUUCGGGUGCAUUCUCCGAGCUUUCCGCCUUAAACCCAGACUCAACCCGAGACAUACAAUCGUCGAUUGAUACUCUUAAGCCCUGGACAGAUGUAAUAUUUGAUGCAUUCGGUAUUAAUCGCGUCAUGUUUGGCUCAGACUGGCCGGUAUGCAAUAUUGGUGGCGGGGGCAACGAAAUCUCAUGGAACAAAUGGACUCAAGUGGUUGAAGGCAUUUUGGAUCAAAGAAACUUGACAGAAGAUGAGCAAAGAGGUAUUUGGGGACAAGUAGCACUUCAAGCCUAUGGUAUCGAUUCUAUUUAG